AUGCCCCGCACUAGCUUCUCGCGAAAUCCCUUGCUGAGGGUCUCACGGCCAGUGUCGGCGUGCUCACGAUGUCGCGCCGCCAAGGUCAAGUGUGAUGGCAAGUUACCAGCUUGCACCGCUUGUGAAAAGGCCGGCCGUGAAAACGAAUGCUCGGCGGCCAACGACCAAUUCGCUAGGGGCAAGGAACGAAGCUAUGUUGCUGCCCUUGAACUCCGCAUUGAGAAGCUCGACCGACGCCUGGAGUAUGCGAAGCGCCGAAAGGCAUCUGUCGCACAGUAUGAAGUCGAUGGCGCAACUAACGCCACUAUGACCGAGGCAGAAAGGAGAGACUCACUGGCAGCUAUCCGAGCUGCAAUCCAUCGCAAGGCAGCUCGCAACCGGGAGAACUCUGACGUUAACUCUCUAGUGUCGGACUUUGGCAUCUUGUCGGUUGAUGCCACAACCAGAGACUUUGAGCCAUCUCAGGGCAAUAUCACCUUUGCAAGGCUUGUCUUGGCGGCUACGACAAAAGACGCGCUGCCUGAGUCAACACAAGCUAUGUUGCCUUCCAGACAGGUUGCCAACGCAACAGUCCAGUAUUUCAUGGCGAAUAUUUACUCUCUGUUUCCCUGUUUCUCUGAGACUGCCCUGUUGACAAUAUUGGAUGACGUGUAUCACCAAGAUGGCCGCGUGAUCAAGGACUCUGAUUACUGGCUGCUAUAUUUGGUUCUCGCCAUAGGCUCAACAGCUCAGAGUUGCAAUGCCAGAGAUAAAAACUACAACAACGGUGUUGAGCAUGUUUGCAAGGCAUUGUCUUAUGCUGACGGGGCUCUGGGGCCAGGAUAUGUCACACAGAUCCAGUCGCUGCUUUUGCUAACCCUGUAUUCCAUGCUGGACCCAGUUCACUUUGAUACUUGGCAUUUGAUAGGAUUCACAUCCCGUGCCGUGGUUGACCUGGGCUUGCACCAGGACCCCCCUACGUCAUCGGCGUCUGACCGGUUGGCUCUCGAUAUGCGCCGCAAGAUAUUCUACUGCACCUAUGCUCUUGAUCGGUUGGUCGUUCCGCUCCCGCUAUAUUCGUGGCCGCGUGCUUACUUUGAAAUCAGUACCAUCAGUAUGGCUCAUGCCCGUAGCUUCUCAUUUGCAGACGAAUCCAUCAACGUAGAGUUCCCUCAGUCAUCGGAUCUGGGCGACAAGAAGGCAACACCUGGGCCCAUUUCUGGGCCGCAGUCAGCAGAUCCCGCGUUGUUGCUUUGUCAGCUCCGCCGAGCACAGUCAUACUGGUAUCAAGUACUCUAUCAAUCAGAGCCGACACCUUUGCCGAAUCCUACUGGGUUUCUCUGGCAGAUGUGCUUAGAAAUGAGAGAGUGGCAGCAGUCUCUUCCAGACACGCUGCCACCUGGCAUUCGACAAAUGUUCGAGCAAGAAUUGCGCUACAGCUAUGUAUACUGCAUUGCGCCAUCAGCUCGAGGUCCUCAAAUUACCGACUACAUUCGUAUCCUGAUAUUUGAGUACUCUCUGGAGUAUCUCAACAACAUGUACGAUAUUGCAUACGGCGGCUUAAACAGUGCAUUUUAUACAUACCACGACGCUCUCAAGGUCUACUUCAUGGCCAAUCAGUUCCUAGCGGUCCUACGAGACGCGCAGGAUUUACUUCUCUCAGGACAGCAUGUUCCUCCGCCGGCAGUUCCCCCUGGGUCUCCGCCCCCUCCACCUAUUCCUCGCCGCAUCGUGAGACCUGGAAUUCCCGUGGAAAGCAAUCUCGAUAGAACUAUUUGGUGUUUAGAACGCAUUCCCAAGACAUUGGAGCUCUAUGGCGUCAGAUGGGAGGAUGCCCUGAUGCUGAAGCGAAGUUUUGAGCAAUUGUCCAGCGAGACGGUGGACAGAUUAGGAGGUCUUCGGCAGAUGCCGGGCCACAAUCCAUAUCAAAAUAACGUACAGUCCAUUAGUCCUCCUGGAGCAGUUCAAGUGCAAGGGCAGCAGGCGCCGGCUGGUAUGAGAUGGAUUGGGGUGGAUGCCGCCCAAAUGAUGCAUGGAGGGCCACGCGGGUAG
Pochonia chlamydosporia 170 is the source of this 2031-nucleotide messenger RNA. Its product is annotated as Zn(II)2Cys6 cluster transcripitional activator. The transcript is spliced from 5 exons. Bases 1 to 2031 code for a protein of 676 amino acids. Gene Ontology annotation, biological process: positive regulation of transcription by RNA polymerase II; DNA-templated transcription. NCBI's taxonomy places the organism in Eukaryota, Fungi, Ascomycota, Sordariomycetes, Hypocreales, Clavicipitaceae. The record is from RefSeq and is a predicted model, not a curated record. Gene Ontology annotation, molecular function: sequence-specific DNA binding; zinc ion binding; DNA-binding transcription factor activity, RNA polymerase II-specific.